AUGCCUCCUCGAGUUCCCACAGAAGAGGACUUUGCUCCUCUUUCAUCAACUCUUCCUCACACCCUUCACUUCCCCGAUCCUCCCGAAUCAACAACCACAUUCCUCAUUCUCUUCCAUGGCCUCGGCGACCAUGACGUCCCCUACGCAGGCUUCGCCAAAAACCUCAACCUCCCUGGCGUUCUUGGAAUCUCCGUCCGCGGCACAUCUGUUCUCCCCGCUGCGUUGAUGGGCACCGAUGUCCCCGGUUACCACUGGGGUGAUGAUCUCACUGUCGAUCCCAACACAGGAGAUAUCGCUGAUGACUCUGGCUUCGAGAAGGCACGCAAGUUGGUCAUGGAGAAGCUGAUCCAGGAGCUUCUUAUUGAGAAAUGUGGUUGGGAGAUGAGAGAUAUCAUGUUCUUUGGCUUUGGACAGGGUGGUUCGCUUGCGCUUGGUCUCGCAGCUGCUCUCGACACUACAUCUCGCGUUGAGGACGUCACAGAAGGAGAGAACACUACAGCACCGGGCAACAAGAAGUUCAAGGGCGUUGUAUCCCUCGGUGGCCCGUUGCCUCAGUCGAUGGUUUCUACCGUCACCAACCGUCGCAAGAGCCGCACAAGCGUGUUGGUGUGUCAACUACUGGAGGAAGACGCUGUCGACGCAGUAAAGCGAGAGUUUGACGAUGUCAAGGUUGUGCAGUGGAAGAGGCGCCAGAUGAGCAUGCCCAUCGACAGAGAUGAGGUUCUGCCUCUGAUGGAGUUCUUUGCGGAUAAGCUUAGGCCUGAAGAAUUUUAG
This is a messenger RNA of Fusarium coffeatum, 774 nucleotides long. RefSeq lists its product as uncharacterized. Gene Ontology annotation, molecular function: carboxylic ester hydrolase activity; palmitoyl-(protein) hydrolase activity. The transcript has a single exon. Lineage: Eukaryota; Fungi; Ascomycota; Sordariomycetes; Hypocreales; Nectriaceae. The coding region runs from base 1 to 774 and encodes 257 amino acids. The record is from RefSeq and is a predicted model, not a curated record. Gene Ontology annotation, cellular component: cytoplasm. Gene Ontology annotation, biological process: protein depalmitoylation.